AUGGUUCUAGAAGAGGAGGAACUGUCAAAGAGAUGGGAAAGGCUUAACCUGUCCAGUGAAGAGAGCUCCAUCUUUCAUGUUCCUCAUAAGACAAAGAAGUGGGCUCGAGGCAACCAUUGCAUUGUGGGUAGAGUACUGACAGAAAAAGGUGUGAAUAAUGAAGCAUUCCGAAAGACUAUGUCACAAGUUUGGAGGCUGGAGGGUUGGGUGAGAUUUAAGGAGGUGGGUGGCCAGAGUUUCUUGAUUGAGUUCCAACAAGUGACUGACAAGGAAAAGACACUUAGUGGACGUCCAUGGUUCUUUGAUAGGAACCUUGUGACUUUCCAAGAGGUGGAUGACUCUGUCUCUAUCAACUCCAUGCAUUUUAAGUUUGAACCAUUUUGGGUUCAACUCCAAAACUUGCCCCUGGCAACCAUGACUGAGGAGGUGGGGAAUCAAUUUGGGGCUUCCAUUGGUCAUGUCAUUAGGGUGGAUGCCGAGUUUGAUGGUUUGGCUUGGGGAAGAUGCCUUCGAGUGAGGGUGGCUGUAAAAUUCUAUAACAUGUAA
This is a messenger RNA of Juglans regia (Persian walnut), 546 nucleotides long. RefSeq lists its product as uncharacterized. NCBI's taxonomy places the organism in Eukaryota, Viridiplantae, Streptophyta, Magnoliopsida, Fagales, Juglandaceae. The transcript has a single exon. The record is from RefSeq and is a predicted model, not a curated record. Bases 1 to 546 code for a protein of 181 amino acids.